GGGCUCGGCAUAUAAGUAGCGGAGAUGAUCGACGCUUUGCGUGAAGGUUGUGUGGAAUCGGUAAGGAGUCGACGCCUGUGGCAGUUUGCGGGGACAGUUUUAUUGACCGUCGGAAGACACCUGCAGACGAUCAGCAUGUGGCGUCGUUUGUCGACGUUUUCCGCUGCUUUAUUGAUGCUGGCUUCAGGCCCCUCCGACGUCCACUGCUCUCGAGACGGAUUCAACAUUUACAAAGAUAUGCUGCGAGGUAAAAUCGAGGGGGCGGAAGACGUCUCCAGCAUUCCAAAGUUAUUCUUCUACCGCACUCCGUUACUGGGCCAGCAGAGCGACGGUCGUGAUUACGUGGUGGACCGAGAUGCUUUGCAGGAUACUCUGCUGGCGGUCGAUACAGACGCAGGUGCAGAGGACAGCCCCAAAAGCGGCUUCCUCAGGGACAGAUUCCCGCUGCCUCGAACCGCUGUUAAGAGGGAUACAGGACCACGAUAUAUAUAUAGAGUUGUUUCUUCUCACUGUUCCGAAAAACCAGACAUCCUUCAGCUGGUGGACCCACAGCCUUCAUUGCCACGAUGGGGAAGAGAGAUCGAAGUUUCUCCCAGAGUCGCCGUCAGCAGUGACAUCGCUGGUAAUUCCUCCUGUUAACUCUGUCGAGGCUUAAUUGCUGUUUAUGGCAGAAAGUUCUCGUCGUUUGCAUCUCCAGUAUUAUUUUGUUAGUGUUUUCAUUAAUCACCUGUUUGUAUGUUGCAUUAUAUAUUAAUUCCAUUAACUACAUAUCCGCAGGGAUGUUGUGUAAUUCAACUCUGUAAAGUGUAAAAUGCCUAUUAAAAUAAUGUGUUGUGACAGUCUUAAAUUACAACUAUUGUAAUUACUGUUGAGGUUAAUGACAUGUAUGUAGCAAUGUUAUGUAUGAAAUCGCACUAAAUUAGCAGAGACUUGGACAGGAAAUCUGCAGGCAAUAAAAAUAUAAAUUCAUA
Messenger RNA from Zootermopsis nevadensis, 971 nucleotides. Lineage: Eukaryota; Metazoa; Arthropoda; Insecta; Blattodea; Termopsidae. The record is from RefSeq and is a predicted model, not a curated record.